Molecule: messenger RNA, 2348 nt
Organism: Cucurbita pepo subsp. pepo (vegetable marrow)
Lineage: Eukaryota; Viridiplantae; Streptophyta; Magnoliopsida; Cucurbitales; Cucurbitaceae
Product: protein DGS1, mitochondrial
Cellular component (GO): mitochondrial outer membrane
Source: RefSeq, a predicted model, not a curated record
UAACCAAGCCAUGCCUUUACGAUUCAGAAGGCCUUUGUUACCUUUUAGUUUUUUGUGUUCAAGAAACCCCGCGAUGAUUCUUACAUUCAGCACACACAAAUGGCGCGGAUUGCAUACAGGAAAAAGUGAAGAAUGAGCUAACGAGCUUAAUGGGGAAGGAGAUUCGGACUUCAAAGCUUGCAAAGCAUUGAAAGGGGACUCGCUUCCUCAAUUGGGAAGGAACAUUACAGAAAUUUGCGGAAUAGUUGAAGCAGAGCUCCAAUGGAGACGACGCCUGAAGAAAGUGAAGACAAGAGCAUCACAACCUCAAUUUCACAACACUCCCUUAGUGUAUGGAGACGAAUUUUAGCAUUUUUUCCAUUGCCUCGUGCUUUCAGUUUUCUUUGGAAGCUUUCGGGUUUCCCUCGCCGGAGGAGUCGCAAGAUUGGUUUUCCUCUUCCUCAACGUUUGGAAUCGAUAAACUCUUCUGUUGGAUGUGUGCUCAUCGUAACUGGUUGAUGGAAACUGCAAUCAGUUUAACAGUAACAUGCUUGAAACCCGCGGAGGCAUCUAGACUGUAUGAUGUUUUGGAUGAUAUUUUGGAGCAUUGUUUCUUGAGUUUGUAUAAUAUUUGGAAGAACUUGCAGUUCUGGCAAUCUCGUGCAGAGGGUACAAAUGCUCAAAAAGCUUACUUUAUGAUUUGUGAGAGAGGUCCAAGGGCCUUUUUUAAUGGAACAGUGCAGUUAAUGCGCCAAAUUUGUAGGGAUGGUUUUUCUUUGCAACACGUAGCACAUGAUGCAUCUUGUUACAUAGCUGAGCGGAUAACUAUAUUGAGCUACCUAAGAAAUCAGCUUGCAGCUUUUGUGGCUCAGGUCUUUAUGAACACUGACAAUAUUGGGACAGAUUCAGGGAAUGAUCUACAAAAUCCCUUACCAUCAUUGUUGGUUGCAUUGAAUGGCUUAUUUCUCGAUCUAGAGACAUCAAUUUGUGAACUGCAUACAACACUUAAUAUGGAUUUCCAUGGCAGCUUUUCAUUUCCUCUAUUUAAAAAAUUACCGGAUGUGAACAAGGAAGGAUCUCAGUGGACGAGUUGUGAAAUUGGAGAUGCUAUCAACUUGCUUUGUCAGAACUUUCACAAGUUGGACAACGUCAUAUCUAUUAUUGUUCUUAAACAUCGAAAGCCAAAAAAAUUAACUCGGCACUGGCUUAAAUAUACUUGUGGUGCAAUUGGCCUCUCAGUCUGCUCUGUUUGGCUUCUUCAACAUAGUAAAUUAAUGGGGAGCAAUGACAUUGAGAACUGGGUUCGUGAAGCACAUAAUUCAGCAGCUAAAUUUUUCAAGGAUCAUGUACAACAACCGCUUAUUUCAAUUAGAGAUGAACUUUUUGCUACAUUUAGAAAGAGGCAUAAAGGUAUCAUGGAUGGUCAAGAUGUUCAGUUAACUACCGACUCACUGCGCAGGAUGUUACAUGCCUUCAGUGAGCACACGGAAGGUCGGAAGUUUGCAGAUGCUGCAUCAGAUGAAGAAAUGUUUGCGAAGGUUAUGUUCAGGUAUGAGAAAGAAUUGAAGCAUCCCGUUCAAAACCUUCUUAGUGGAGAACUGGCCCGUGCUUUGCUUAUCCAGGUGCAGAAGCUAAAAUUGGAUAUUGAGACGGCAAUGCUUGAGCUUGACCAGAUUCUCAAGGCAAAUGAAAUCAAUUUCGCUGUUCUAGCUGCAUUGCCAGCAUUCUUUAUCUCACUUCUUUUGUUGAUGCUUUUGCGUGCCUGGUAUAUGCAGGAUACCAGAGCUGAAGGGAAGGGAAGAGCUGCUCGGCUUCAGAGAAGGCUAUUAGUUGUGGAGGUGGAGAAAGCAAUUAUGCAAUACCAGAGUUUUGUUGACCAAGGACAUGUAAAAAAUGCAGAAAGUAGUUUUGGGUUACUGUUGUAUAGUUUGGGUCGACUAUACCAUGCUUCUGAGAAGCAUGCCAAAGCAACUGGUGAAUGGCUAGCUUUGAGGCAGGAUCUUCUGGAACUCGGGAAGCCCAGCCUUCCAACAAGAGAUAAACUCAUAAUUGCAUCGCGCAUUGAGCGAAUAUAUGAUUGUUUACUUCCUGCGUCGACACGUUUAUAACGCUCGACGUCGUCUUCUAUUCAACUCCCCAGGAACAUUCUUUUAUUUGCUUUAUGGAAGCUUUUCUCCCACUUCCUAGCCUGGUUUUGUAAGCUGCAUGUUGGCCCUGGUUAAAGCCUGUUUGUGUUGCCUUCAUUAUGGAAGAUGUGGAGUCUUAUCUUACUUUGUCAUUUAAACUGUCUUCAUGCACAUUAUACUCUGUAAGGAUACUCUUACAAAUGAUAGAAUGAACUACUGAAAAUCAUUGAUGGAUUCGUUGAA